AUGUACAUCACUCUCUACUUCCUCGUCACCCGCCUCCCUGACUCUCUUCGCGCAGUCAGGGACCACUUUCUCGCCCUUGACCCCACAGACCUCACUGUCGACCUGCUCGAGAAGCACCUCCUUGCAGCUGAGACUAGCAUAGUCGCUGUAGCUGCUUCUCGUGGCACUCCUCGCACUCCCUUCUUUGAGGGGUGUUCCCCCUCCCCCCUUGCCCCCUCUGUCGCUUCUGCUGCUGCUGUUGACUUCCUUCGUGCUGAGGAGGUCGGGGUCGUGUCUGCUCCUAGUGGGAGGCGCCGCAGCGGCAAGGGCAAGGGAGGCAAGAGUGGUGGGGGUGGCGGCGGUGGAGGCGGUGGUGGAGGCGGUGGAGGCGGUGGAGGUGGCGGUGGUGGCGGUGGGAGUGGUGGUGGGGGUGGAGGCAUCGGUGGUGGUAGCGGUGGGAGUGGUGGCGGCGGUGGUGGCAGCAGUGGGAGUGGUGGCGGCGGCAGUGGUGGCGGUCGGGGUGGAGCGGUCCAGAGGGGAGACUCUGGCGGUGGUCAGAGGCAACAGCAGCAGGGUCCACGCAAGACCCUUACGCCCCAGCAGCUUCGUGAGUGGUUUGCUCAGCGUGGGCCGUCUGGGGGUAGUGUUCGUUGCCCGUACGUCAUUCGCACAGGUGAUCGGGCUGGUCAGACAUGCGGGAAGGUUGGUCAAACACAGUACCGCUGCUUCUCCCGUCUUGACGACGCCUGGCGCGCAGAGUUUGGCGACGAGGCUGAGCUCCCCCGCUGGCUAGAGCCGCUUAGGAACGAUGUGGAUAUAUUUGCUCUUGACUAUGACGCUAUCCUUGCUGGCAUGUAUGCUUUGACUGUUAGUGCUGAGGGUGACUGUUACCUGUGUGUGCCGCCCGACCCAAGUAUAGAGGCUGCUGCUCUAGCUCCUAGUGCGUCUGCUCUCUCUGGUUUUGCGUCUACUAAGGCCUUGCACACCUUCACGCUUGACUCAGGUGCUUCCCGCUGCUUCUUUUAA
Closterium sp. Yama58-4 is the source of this 1005-nucleotide messenger RNA. The record is from the annotation of a GenBank genome assembly. Lineage: Eukaryota; Viridiplantae; Streptophyta; Zygnematophyceae; Desmidiales; Closteriaceae.